This is a messenger RNA of Zootermopsis nevadensis, 2116 nucleotides long. Its product is annotated as ubiquinol-cytochrome c reductase complex assembly factor 2. NCBI's taxonomy places the organism in Eukaryota, Metazoa, Arthropoda, Insecta, Blattodea, Termopsidae. Gene Ontology annotation, biological process: mitochondrial respiratory chain complex III assembly. The record is from RefSeq and is a predicted model, not a curated record. Gene Ontology annotation, cellular component: mitochondrial matrix.
CUCUCUUUUACCAGAGUUAUUACUGACGGUUUGUGAAUCCAACACAAAAUUGUCUGAGUGAAUCACGUAUAUCGGCAUAGAUGUUCCGCCAUUUAUUCAUUCCGUUGAAAUAUCCAGAGUAACAAAUACUAAUUAAGGGGAGAAUUAUGUUAAUAUCAUGUUUAAUUUGAAACAGGAAUGUGAACUCAAUACAUAAUAGGAGAUACGUGGAAGUUACCCUUGUGUAUAACUUUCGAAAAUUAUAGUGACUUUUACUAGAAAUUCUGGGGUUUUCAUAAUUGUUGUGUCUGCCCUGCUGGGAAAUAGGAUCACUCAUAUGUAUUGAGACUGAAAGAGACGAAGAGUUUUAGAACGAAAGAAGUCGAUUUUAUUCAGCCAAUAUAGGGCCGUUGUGAAUCAAAAUAAUGGCUAAAAGUUACAGGAAAUUCUUGAAACUUCUGGAACAAUGGCCAGUUGACUCAAGCAAAUUAAACAGGGAUCUUGGGCAGCAUAUCCGAGAACGAGUAAAGGAAUCAUUUAAAACAGGAGAAAUAUAUCCUACAGAUGAGAAUGAAUGUAGCAGAAUACAUGAUAGUCUGAAACGAUUAGCAGACAACCAGUAUGGUCAAAUGUAUCCAAGGAAAUCUAAUUUUUGUGCUUCUGGGUUAUCAGCUGAUGAAUGUCAUGCACUUCUGACAACAGAAUUUCUACAGAAGUUACAGAAAUCAGAACAAGGCUUUUUCUCAAAGUUCUUUUAUACCAAAACAUAACAUUAAGAUGGCUGCAGUUUCAAGAAUAAUUCAUAAGUUUAGAAGUAUGUGUUACUACACACAUGUAGGAAUAUCAACAAGAACAUUUAGUCAAGAAGUUUUAACGAAGGAAAAACCUAUACAUAUCCCAGUUAUGGUUAAUGAGGUACUUGAAUGUCUUAAACCCCAGCCUGGACAAAUAUUUAUUGAUAUGACAUUUGGUGCUGGAGGACAUAGUCAAUGCAUACUGGAAUCUGCUCCUGACAUCAAGCUGUUUGUUUUGGAUCGAGACCCAGUAUCAUAUUCAAUUGCAAGUAGACUUGCUGGCAAAUUUCCUGGUCAGGUUGAACCAUUACUUGGCAAGUUUAGUGAGUUACCAGAAUUACUAAGAUCACAUGGAGUCAGACAUAAUAGCAUUGAUGGAAUACUUUUUGAUUUGGGUUGUUCAUCCAUGCAGUUUGAUGUAGCUGAGAGAGGAUUUUCUGUGAGUAAAGAUGGCCCAUUGGAUAUGAGAAUGGAUGGGUACCGCUUUCCAGAACAGCCCACAGCAGCUGAUGUAUUGGCAAAUGCAAAUGAAGAGGAUCUAGUAAAAAUUCUGAAAGUGUAUGGUGAAGAGAAGCAAGCCAAGAAGAUAACACGAGCUGUGAUAGAGGCUAGAUACACCUUCAAGAAACUAGAGACUACCAGUGAAUUAGGAGAGCUCGUAGCAUCAGUGUGUGUAGAUGAAGAGAGACUGGACAAACUUCAGAGACAUGCCCAUUCUGCAACAAAGACAUUUCAAGCACUCAGAAUAUUUGUAAACAAUGAAAUAAAUGAGUUGAACUAUGGAAUGAUACUAGCCGAGACCUAUUUGAAGGUUGGAGGUAAAUUAGUAACACUAACAUUUCAUUCAUUAGAAGAUCGAAUUGUGAAGCGUCAUUUGCUGGGUAAUGUUAUUGACAAUGCCAUAAACCCUCUUCCAUUGAAAUAUACUAAUCAUUCUCUUUGGUAUGAUAGAAAUGAAAUAGACAGCUUACUUCACUCAAAUUGGAAACUUAUACACAAACAUGUCCUUACUCCUAGUGUGGAGGAAGUAAAUGUCAAUCCAAGAAGUCGCUCAGCAAAGCUAAGGGCUGCAAUUAAAGUAAGAGAUAAGUAGUCAUGUCUAGAUGCAGAAUACUGAAGGUAAGAAUAUUUUUGAAAUACAUAGAGGAAAGUAUUUCCUAAGUGACUUGCUAUAUCUUGAUGACUAUGUUUACUCACAGUAUGUUACAAUAAUAAUUUAGUAUUCUGUAUGUUUUCCAGAAUGUCAGGAUCUGCUUUCUGCGAGUGUCAAUCUGUAGUCUUUUUACUUUCAUUAAAAGUAGAAAAAUAAUUGUGCAAAUAAAGAAUGUUAUAAUUCAUAAACA